This is a messenger RNA of Nannizzia gypsea CBS 118893, 813 nucleotides long. RefSeq lists its product as hypothetical. NCBI's taxonomy places the organism in Eukaryota, Fungi, Ascomycota, Eurotiomycetes, Onygenales, Arthrodermataceae. The coding region runs from base 181 to 813 and encodes 210 amino acids. Gene Ontology annotation, biological process: protein complex oligomerization; response to hydrogen peroxide; response to salt stress. The transcript has a single exon. The record is from RefSeq and is a predicted model, not a curated record.
AUUUUCCUUUCUCAUCACAGACAACCAGAACAAGUCAACAUUUCUAUGCUAUCCAAGAGCAACUGCCUUCAAUCCACUCUGAGAACCAUUCGAACACCAAAGACGACUCUUUAUAAAGUCAACAAGAUUCCAUCUACAAGAAUACUUUCCAGCUUUAUUCCACCAAACUACUACAACAAAAUGGCCUUCUUCCCACGUCUCGCUGGUGGUGAAUUCACCCCCCUUUUCCGUCUCCUUGAUGACUACGAUGCCCACCGCGCUUGUGCAUCUGAGACCAACAUCGCUCGUUCCUUUGCUCCAAAGUUCGAUGUGAGAGAGCUGAAGGACGAGUACCAUCUUGACGGAGAAAUCCCCGGUGUCAACCAGAAGGACAUCGAGAUUGAAUUCUCUGAUCCGCAAACACUCGUUGUUCGUGGCCGAACCAAGCGCGAAUACACUUCCACCAACAUGGACAACGACGCAAUCGAGGAAGCCCCUGCCUCUGCAUCUAUCGAAGAUGAGCCAUCUUCUGCCAGAAGGGACUCCCACCAAGCCACUGUUGAAGAUGAAGAGGAGCAAACCACUUCUCGCCCUGCCUCUCCCGCCAAGGACAACAAAGUCGCCAAGGCCAGCAACAAAUCUGUGAAGAAAGCUGAUGCCCCCUCCUUCAAAUACUGGAUGACCGAACGUUCCAUUGGCGAGUUCAACCGUGUCUUCAAAUUCCCAUCCCGAGUCGACCAGGACGGAGUAAGUGCCAGCUUGAAGGAUGGUAUCCUGUCCAUCAAGGUGCCUAAGGCAGCUCCACCAACACUCAAGAAGAUCAGCAUUCUCUAA